GCAUACAUCAUAGCUGCUUGAUCAUCAUCAAAUUGGGCUGCACGUCCUGAACCACCUACGUCUAUAAACACGUCAGUACUUUGACCUAAUGAUGUACGUGCGUAAUCAUUAAUUUGAAGUCCGAGACAGAAAAAAAGAAAGAGAGAUGGCUGGAGCUCAGGCGUUUGUAGCGAUAGCUGUUGCCUACAUUGUGAUUAUAAUGAGCUUGGGUUCUCUCCGAAGCGCUGAAGGAUGGAAGGGCGAGGAGCCCAAGUUCAUACACGUUGGAGGAAAAGUAAUGUGCCAAGAUUGCACCCAAGGUUGGAACCAAUGGACACACGGAGCAGAACCUAUUAAAGGCAGUAAGGUGGCCGUGACGUGCAUGGAUGCAAGAAAGCGGGUAGUAUAUCACGUGAGCGACGACACCGACGAGCAAGGAGAUUUCGAUGUGCUUGUAAGCAAGUACGUCAACGGGAAAGAGGUAAACCCAGAGAGAUGCGCCGUGAGGCUUGUGUCCUCCCCCGACCAGGCCUGCAACGUCAUGACCGACUUUGGUAACGGCCGGUCAGGCGUCAAGCUUUACCGGCCGUCUCACGUUUAUCCUGGAAUGGUGAAGUACACUGUUGGCCCGUUUUUCUUCACGUCGCCGAUGUGUGAUGAGCCGGAGACGACGGCGGAGCAUGCUGAGUGGAGGUGGAUAUUGAUGUGGUUGGUUGCAAUUGAUGUGUAUGGUGUGUUGUUUUGUUUUGAGAUUGAUUUCAGGUUGCUUUUGAGUUUUUUUGGGGGUUAAUUUUAUGUACAAGGGAGUUGAAAGAUACAAUGGUCAUUAUAUUCUAUAUUCUU
Messenger RNA from Asparagus officinalis (garden asparagus), 822 nucleotides. RefSeq lists its product as uncharacterized. NCBI's taxonomy places the organism in Eukaryota, Viridiplantae, Streptophyta, Magnoliopsida, Asparagales, Asparagaceae. The coding region runs from base 146 to 769 and encodes 207 amino acids. The transcript has 2 exons. The record is from RefSeq and is a predicted model, not a curated record.